This is a messenger RNA of Otolemur garnettii (small-eared galago), 4672 nucleotides long. It is a transcript of the gene SMC5, whose product is annotated as structural maintenance of chromosomes 5. The record is from RefSeq and is a predicted model, not a curated record. The transcript has 25 exons. Gene Ontology annotation, molecular function: ATP binding; ATP hydrolysis activity. Gene Ontology annotation, cellular component: Smc5-Smc6 complex. NCBI's taxonomy places the organism in Eukaryota, Metazoa, Chordata, Mammalia, Primates, Galagidae. Gene Ontology annotation, biological process: double-strand break repair via homologous recombination. The coding region runs from base 96 to 3404 and encodes 1102 amino acids.
CGCGCCGGGCAGUUCGCGCGGGAGCCGGGCGCAGGGGUUCGGGGGCUGCGCGUCGGUAGGAACUGAAGCCGCGGCGAGGUGCGGAGAAAGCCAGGAUGGCGACUCCGAGUAGGAAGACCUCGACCCCGACCCCCGGGGCUUCCAAGCGAGCUCUACCAAGAGACUCUUCGUCGGAGGUCCCGAGCAAGAGAAAGAAUUCGGCCCCGCAGCUGGCGCCGCUGCCGUCGUCCGGGCCUUUCGUGGAAGGCUCUAUCGUCCGCAUCUCGAUGGAGAACUUCCUAACAUAUGAUGUUUGUGAAGUAUCUCCUGGACCACACUUGAAUAUGAUUAUUGGAGCUAAUGGAACAGGGAAAUCAAGUAUCGUCUGUGCCAUUUGCCUUGGAUUAGCAGGCAAACCUGCUUUUAUGGGACGAGCAGAUAAGGUUGGGUUUUUUGUGAAGAGAGGAUGUUCCAAAGGCAUGGUUGAAAUUGAAUUAUUCAGGGCUUCUGGAAAUCUCAUAAUCACCCGUGAGAUUGAUGUGGCAAAAAAUCAGUCAUUUUGGUUCAUCAAUAAAAAAUCUACAACCCAGAAAGUAGUGGAAGAGCAAGUUGCAGCCUUAAAUAUUCAAGUGGGCAAUCUCUGCCAGUUUCUACCUCAGGACAAAGUGGGAGAAUUUGCAAAACUCAGUAAAAUUGAGCUCCUUGAAGCUACUGAGAAGUCAGUUGGUCCUCCGGAAAUGCAUAGAUAUCACUGUGAACUCAAAAACUACAGGGAGAAAGAAAAGCAACUAGAGACCUCAUGCAAAGAGAAAACUGAGUAUCUAGAGAAAAUGGUUCAGAGAAAUGAAAGGUACAAACAAGAUGUGGAGAGAUUCUAUGAACGUAAGCGACAUUUAGAUUUAAUUGAGAUGCUUGAAGCAAAAAGGCCAUGGGUGGAAUAUGAAAAUGUUCGUCAGGAAUAUGAAGAAGUAAAACUAGCUCGAGACCGAGCGAAGGAAGAGGUGAGAAAACUUAAGGAAGGGCAAAUUCCUAUGACUCGUCGAAUUGAAGAAAUUGAAGACCAGCGUCACAGUUUGGAGGCUCAAAUAAAAGAAAAGGCAGCAGAUAUUAAGGAGACGUCUCAGAAAUGCAAACAAAAGCAAGAUGUUAUAGAAAGGAAAGAUAAACACAUUGAGGAACUGCAGCAGGCUUUAAUAGUAAAGCAAAAUGAAGAGCAUGACCGACAGAGGAGAAUAAGUAAUACCCGCAAAAUGAUAGAGUAUUUGCAAAAUGAACUAAAGACUGCAGAAAACUGUGAGAAUCUUCAGCCCCAGAUUGAUGCCAUUACAAAUGAUCUGAGACGAAUUCAAGAUGAAAAGGCAUUAUGUGAAGGCGAGAUAAUUGAUAAACGAAGAGAGAGGGAGACUCUAGAGAAGGAGAAGAAGAGUGUGGAUGAUCAUAUUAUACGUUUUGACAGUCUGAUGAAUCAAAAGGAAGAUAAGCUGAGACAGAGAUUCCGUGACACAUAUGACGCUGUUUUAUGGCUGAGAAAUAACAGAGACAAGUUUAAGCGAAGAGUCUGUGAGCCGAUAAUGCUCACGAUCAAUAUGAAAGAUAAUAAAAAUGCCAAAUACAUUGAAAAUCAUAUUCCAUCAAAUGACUUGAGAGCCUUUGUAUUUGAAAGUAAAGAAGAUAUGGAAGUUUUCCUCAAAGAGGUUCGUGACAAUAAAAAAUUAAGAGUAAAUGCUGUUACUGCUCCACAGAGUUCAUAUGCAGACAAAGCACCUUCGAGAUCUCUGAAUGAACUAAAACAAUAUGGAUUUUUCUCUUAUUUGAGAGAAUUAUUCGAUGCACCUGAUCCUGUAAUGAGUUACCUUUGCUCUCAGUAUCAUAUUCAUGAAGUUCCUGUAGGAACUGAAAGGACCAGAGAAAGAAUUGAACGAGUAAUACAAGAAACCCGAUUAAAACAGAUUUAUACAGCAGAAGAAAAAUAUGUGGUGAAAACUUCUUUUUAUUCAAACAAAGUUAUUUCUAGUAACACCUCUCUGAAAGUUGCCCAGUUUCUCACAGUCACUGUGGACCUAGAGCAAAGAAGACUCUUGGAAGAACAGCUAAAGGAAAUAAACAGAAAAUUGCAAGCAGUGGAAUCAGGGUUGAUUGCCUUACGUGAGACAAGCAAACAUCUAGAACACAAAGACAAUGAACUUAGACAAAGGAAGAAGGAGCUUCUUGAGAGAAAAACCAAGAAACGACAAUUGGAACAAAAAAUUAGUUCCAAACUAGGAAGUUUAAAGCUGAUGGAACAGGAUACUUGCAACCUUGAAGAAGAAGAGCGAAAAGCAAGUACUAAAAUCAGAGAAAUAAAUGUUCAGAAAGCCAAACUUGUUACUGAAUUAACAAACCUAAUAAAGAUUUGUACUUCUUUGCAUAUACAAAAAGUAGAUUUAAUUCUUCAAAAUACUACAGUUAUCUCCGAGAAGAACAAAUUAGAAUCAGAUUACAUGGCUGCAUCUUCUCAACUCCGUCUCAUAGAGCAACAUUUCAUUGAGUUGGAUGAAAAUAGACAAAGAUUAUUGCAGAAAUGCAAGGAACUCAUGAAGAGAGCGAGGCAAGUAUGUAACCUGGGUGCAGAGCAGACUGUUCCUCAAGAAUAUCAGACACAAGUACCCACCAUUCCAAAUGGACACAACUCCUCACCCCCCAUGGCUUUCCAAGAUCUUCCAAACACAUUGGAUGAAAUUGAUGCUUUACUCACUGAAGAAAGAUCAAGAGCUUCCUGCUUCACAGGACUGAAUCCUACAGUUGUUGUGGAAUAUACAAAAAGAGAAGAAGAAAUAGAGCAGUUAACUGAGGAACUGAAGGGAAAGAGAGUUGAACUAGACAAAUACAGGGAAAACAUUUCGCAGGUAAAAGAAAGGUGGCUUAAUCCUUUAAAAGAGCUAGUAGAAAAAAUUAAUGAAAAAUUCAGCAACUUUUUUAGUUCCAUGCAGUGUGCUGGUGAAGUUGAUCUCCAUACAGAAAAUGAGGAAGAUUAUGAUAAGUAUGGAAUUCGAAUUAGAGUCAAGUUUCGCAGUAGUACUCAACUGCAUGAAUUAACUCCUCAUCAUCAGAGUGGAGGUGAAAGGAGUGUUUCUACCAUGUUAUACUUGAUGGCACUUCAGGAGCUUAAUAGAUGUCCAUUCAGAGUAGUUGAUGAAAUCAAUCAGGGAAUGGACCCAAUUAAUGAACGGAGAGUGUUUGAAAUGGUUGUAAAUACUGCCUGUAAAGAAAACACAUCUCAGUACUUCUUCAUUACACCAAAGCUCCUACAAAAUCUUCCUUAUUCUGAAAAGAUGACAGUAUUGUUUGUCUACAAUGGUCCUCAUAUGCUGGAACCAAACAGAUGGAAUUUAAAGGCUUUCCAAAGGCGGCGGCGCCGUAUUACAUUCACUCAGCCUUCUCAGUAAAAGUAAAAAGAAGGAAUUUGGGAAUUUCUCUGUUAAAUUCUGUUUAUCAGUAUGGCUCAACUGAAUAAAAGUAAGAAGAUUCAUUAAAACUGAAAAAUCGGUAUUUUUGGAAACCUGCUUUUCAACACAAAUAGGUUGGCAGAAUGGAGACCAUAAUGACUUCUUCCUGUGGAAUAUCAUCUGGUAAUAAAAGUUUAGUCUUCUUCAUUGUUGGUUGAACUUGAGUUCUUAGUACUCUAACCGUGAGUCCUUGGGUUCCCAUGUGAAAAGGUACUUAACUAUUAGAAAUCAAAGGUACAGUGGAAGGGUAGUUACCAAUUAUAGGUUUACUUGACAUGGUAGCUCUGAGCUUUAAUUGCAGAGUAACUAAUUACUUUUUAGAGCAUAAAGAUGACUCUAGAGCUUAAGUCCUGGUUUCCUCCCAAUGUUAUAUUUAAUUUUAAAAAAUUGAUAGGGAAUUAUCUAGUCUAAUGUAUAGUAAUAAUUUAUGAUAAAUCUAUUCAUUUCUUCCUAUUAAAAAGAUUAUCCAAUCUCCACUAGGAAAUGGAAUUUUAUGGGCCUUUAAAACUUUUGUUUUUGAAACUUGAUGGUGUAAUUGUAUUGGUAUAUCAAAGAAGAAUAAAAGCACCAGGGUUCAAAAAUGGUAGCAGGACUUGUUUGAUAUACUACAGGUGGCCAUUAGAUGAUGCAAAAUGCAACCAAAAGAGUGAUAGAGAAUAAAAUCAGGUGGCAAGGGUUUUUAAAGAAUAACCUUGUAAAGUGUGUAAUGGGGGGGUGUUUUCAUUUUUAUUUUUAAUUUAAAGUCAAUUGUAUUUUACAUCUUAAAUUUCUAAAAGCAUUUUUAUAAUUAUUUUUAGUAAGAUUUUUCUUAAGAUUUCAUAUACUGGUUUCUACAAUUUAUAUGUGAAAUUUCUCAGUGUUAUGUAAAGAGUGAGGAAAAAGCAUUGAUUUGUUUAAAACCAUAAUGUUUUUAGAACUUAGCUUAUAGGUCCUUCCUUAUAGUGUGGAUCUAUCCAUUAUCUUAGAAAAUCUCACUUAAAUUGUUUUCUUUCAGCUUGAAAGCAUUAAAUGAGAAAAUCAUUUGUUUAUCUUUGAGUUAUACUAAUUAACAGAGCCAAACAAAUUCUAUUCUUUUAAAAAAUAAAUCUUAUAAGAAAAUGGACUAGUCCAAGGGCAUAUCUUUAAACAGUGGAUUGGAUCUGUGCCAGUAAUAACAAAGUUACUUUUUUUUUACUUGCUUGCCUGAAUAAAUUGAAGAAUUGUAUUCA